Messenger RNA from Rhinichthys klamathensis goyatoka, 956 nucleotides. RefSeq names its product FKBP prolyl isomerase 14 (gene fkbp14). Gene Ontology annotation, molecular function: calcium ion binding; peptidyl-prolyl cis-trans isomerase activity. The record is from RefSeq and is a predicted model, not a curated record. Lineage: Eukaryota; Metazoa; Chordata; Actinopteri; Cypriniformes; Leuciscidae. Bases 165 to 800 code for a protein of 211 amino acids. The transcript has 4 exons.
GGACCAACAUCGCUAGUUUUGGGAAAGACCCCUGCAGAAACUUUGCUUGCCACGUAGUCGCGGCUGCACAACUUGUAGCCUACUUUGUGAAGCUUUUCAUGCUUUGUUGUGUAUGAAACGUCAGCUUAACAGUUAGAGGUUGUUAAACUGUUCUUGAUAUUAAAAUGAUUCCAGAAUUGUGGACAUGCAUUUUUUCUGCAUUCUUCUUUUACGUGCAUGGAGCAAAACUUCCGGAACCAGAGGUGAAGAUAGAAGUUCUAUACAAACCUUUCCUUUGCCAUCGUAAAUCCAAAUACGGGGAUAUUCUUCUGGUUCACUACGAUGGCUUUCUGGAGAGUAAUGGCACAAUGUUUCAUUCCAGCCGUCAUCAUGGAGACAAAAACCCUGUCUGGUUCACAUUGGGGAUCCGUGAGGUGAUAAAGGGUUGGGACAAGGGUCUUCAAGGCAUGUGUGCGGGGGAGAAGAGGAAACUGACUGUCCCUCCAGCUCUUGCAUAUGGCAAAGAGGGCAAAGGUAAAAUCCCUCCGGAGAGCAGUCUGAUCUUUGACAUCGAGAUCAUGGAGAUCCGAAAUGGGCCCAGGUCACAUGAGUCCUUUCAGGAAAUGGACCUCAAUGAUGACUGGAAGCUUUCCAGAUCAGAGGUCAAAGAAUACUUGCGCAAAGAGUUUGAAAGACAUGGAUACGCCCCCAAUGACACCCAUCAUGAAGUGAUGGUUGAGGACAUCUUCCAAAAAGAAGAUGAAGACAAUGAUGGAUAUAUAUCAUCCCGGGAGUUCACUUAUAAACAUGAUGAACUAUAAAAACACACUCCUGCAAAACCACAGCAAUGUUUACCUUCAAAAGAUUCCAAUAUUUACUUUCAGAGAUUUGCAGCGUGUCAGUAUCAUUUCACAUAAUGUUACGGUAUACAAACAGGUUUUCUGUUAUCUACAGGUCAUGUAUGUAAAUAAAGUGUC